Messenger RNA from Parasteatoda tepidariorum (common house spider), 4794 nucleotides. NCBI's taxonomy places the organism in Eukaryota, Metazoa, Arthropoda, Arachnida, Araneae, Theridiidae. The record is from RefSeq and is a predicted model, not a curated record.
GUCCUUGUUUAUAUAAAGAAAAAUAAAAAACAGGAUCGAAACUAGGUCAAUGAAGUUACUUUCUCUGAAAGAAAGGAAAAAUAACGAAGAGUAGAUGAUUUAAGGUGUAACGGGUAUUUAAAUAUGUGAAAAGAAGGCAUGCUAAACACGUGGCCGGCUGAGUAGUUAAUAGUGACAGUCGUUAUGAAAAGUGAUGGAUAUUUAACAUAAUGGAUAUUUUAGAACGCUUACCUUGUUUGGAACUGUUCUGAAAGUAACACGUAUUUUUUACGAAAUAGUUAUUAAAUAACAGUCGAAAUUUAAAUCGUUCAGAAUCAUUAGUUUUAUAACUUUUGUAUGUUCUUACAUAUUGUAGCACUAGGCAGGUCAUACAAAAAUGGACAAAUCGUGGCGUGUUGUUGUUAUUUACAGAAUGAAUAACUCGAAACAAAUAAUCAGUAGGACAGAUAAUUCAUUCUGUGAAGUAGGGGCAGUAAUUUACAGCUUGCAACAGAAUUGUUAAUAUGGAAGAGGAAUGUUGAAACAGCUGAUUACUCACUGGAAGGCUCAUCGGAAGAAGCCAACUCUUUUACCCGAAGAGACUGAGGUGCACUUUGAAGAAACAUCAACAGUCAAUCCAAUCUUCGAGGAUAACGAAUCUGCCACAACAUCUGAAGCACUGGGACAGCUCUCAGCUGUUAUCGACUCCUUCGCUUCAGAUCUAGAAUCACACGACAGUGUUGCCACAAAUGGAAACCUUAUAGACAUAAGCACCGAAGAUUUUCCCCAAGGGUUUUCAAAACCAAAUAAUAAGGAAGAGAGUGUUGAUACCGAAGUAAAGCAAUCAGAUGUAGUUCCCGACUCUAAUGUUAAGAACGAUGUAGGCAAACUUAUAUCUGAACGAACUAAAGGAAAUAAUUCCUAUUUGCAUAGCAAAGCAGUCUCAAAUCUUACCCGGGUAGUAAAAUUUGAUACAAAAGUAUUACAGGAUCCACUUGAAUCAUUAGAAAAAUCCAGUAGUGAAGGAAAAACUGAUUCAACAAAGGAACAAGGUGAAGAACAACUAGAUAUUGAAGUAAUCAAUAGCGUUGAUGAAUUGCCAUCAGACAUGAUUAUCAAAGUACCAGAACCACCUGUUAUUACACCAUCAUCUAAACUGAAUGUACCUAAACCAUCCAGUUCAGUGGAAAAAGUGGAGAGAUCAGUAGAUAAAUUACCUGUCAUUGCUGAAUUGAUAAAAAAGUUUCAGAGUUCGUCAGAAAAUAUUGAGCAAAAUGCUCAGAAUCCGCUAAUCUUGAACGAGAAGAAAAUUGAUAUUAAAAAAGUUGUAAAUGCUAGUAAAACUGAGGCAUUUAAGCCAGAAAAAGAAGCACUUUCUAAAAUAUUUAAUUUCCCACCUCCCCCUCCUAUAGAACCUGUGAAAACUGUAGUAAACACAUCAGUUCCUUUAAAGCCAAACAAAAGUUUCUUGGCAUCAGUAACAGAUGCGGCGAAAAAUUCUGGUCCCUUCAAACACGCACAGACCAGAUCUGAUUCAAGUCUUGAUCGUAAUAAAACAGUGUCCUCAGAAAUAAGUAAUGUAGAAAAAUCAGGCAUAAAAAAGGAAAUUAUUCCCGUCCGAAAACCUGAAGAAAAAGCUGAAAGUAAAUCACAGAACAAUGAAUCGGUUGUGCUAUCGAGGUUACCAAAUGAAUCAUUUGUUAAUACAGCUCAAACUUCUCAAAAAUUGACACGUGCUGAGUCAACACCAAAAGAAAAAAAUAUUUUAGAAGAUAUAAUUGAAAACAAGUCAGAUAACGACUCUGUUGCGAUUUCAAAAUUGACAAAUGAAUCACUAGCUACUAAAAUAGUUCAAAAAGUUACUCGCUCUGAUUCAACAUCGAAAGAGAAAAAGAAUUUAGAAAAUAUAAUUGCGGUAAAACAAAUUAAAACUGAAAAACAAUUUGAUGAUGUUCUUCCUAGUACAUCCUCACAGCAUUCAACUUCAGUCAAGCAGCAGUCCUCCGCAAUCACACAGCAGUCAUCUGCAACCCCGCAGCAGUCAGCACAGCUACCAAAACGAUUCCCUAGUUAUCGUAAAGAAAGUGGUGCACCUAAAUCUAGUCCGACGCCAAAUGAGACGCCAAUCGGCUUUGGCAAGAAACCUCAGGAAGCGGUUGCGUCUCAGAUGGAAGCCAAAUCAGCCAAAUCCCAUUCUGAAGACAGUGGGAUAACUCGUGGCGAUCAAAUAUCUUCCGAAGCCACUCAAGAAAACAAUCCCGAAUCUCAGCCACACAGCGAUAAAGAAUCAUUGCCCUCCAACUCCACCAAAAAAAGUAAGAGGGAAAGAAAGAUUUCGCACCAUCGAACUAGAGGUUGCAAACACUGCAGACGGUCGUUCGCUGGUGACAUACCUCUGAAGCGUGGAAAAUGUGAUGACUAUUACGAUAAUUUUAUAGGUGCGCAAAGGAAUCGUGGAAGAAAGCAUUCGGAGAGCUGGGGAUCUGAUUUGUCUUGGGAGGAAAGAGAACUUAUUCGUAAACUUCGCAGUCGAAGAACGACUUUACGUUCUGAUACCCCUUCAGUCAGAUCAGGUCAUUCUCAACGCAAUAAACCUGAAAGUGGUUACCUCCAGAGACCACAUGCUCUACGCCGUUCCUCGUCAGAUGAGGGUUCUUUGUUCGGGGCACCCAUGUGUUCUUGUGACGAGUGUUGGCUGCAUCUAGUAAAAUAUUAUGCUUACGGUAGGUCAUCACUAAGAGGAUAUUCACACAGAGAGGAUUUGUGUACGUGUCGAACAAGGCACCCCGACUUAAUCAGUCGAAAAGUGAAAUUUCAGUCCGAUACCAUUCCUGAAGUUUCAUCGUCAGAGAGAACACUGACAACAACUCCCACUAUUCCCGAAGAAAGUGAGAAAAAAGAGGACACAACUACCAACAGCGAUGAAAAGAAAACUGAAAAAAGCGUCGGGAAAAGUGGAAAAAGCAAAGGAAGACCUCUUGACACUAAAGUUUUGAAAGAAAAAUAUCGGCUCAUGACUCCAUGGGAAAUGGAGGAAUGGGAUAUAGCUAUGAGGAAGCAACUCUUAAUGGAACGUCGGAAGCGGGCUAGAAACAUGGGACUCAUGGCGCUUGCAAUGGUCAUUUUAAUUGGUUUAAUAGUCACUGGCGUGAUGAUUUACUUGAGAAGAAAAACGAUCUAGUCAAGAUUGCCUGAUUUUCAAGUCAAAGGUUGCCACGGAAAAAAGAAAAAAUGAGCAAAUCAACAGCUGCCAUUUGCUCAGUACAUGAAUAAAAGUCACCGUGACUCAUACGCAGUGUAAUCAGGGAGCUCAGAGAAGGAAAAUCAAAGUAAUGACAUAUAAACGCAAGCAGUUUUGUCACUCGAUGCCUUUACAUGAAAGUAAGGCGAGUCACUUUUGCGUUGACGCAGUGCUGUUUUAAGGAUUAUUUAUUUCAACUUACUACAAAAAGUGUGUAAGUCACAGUGCUGUAAUGUGACAUUGAUUUGCAUAUUCUGGUUACUGAAAUAUGUCGAUACAUUUGUUACUACGUAUUAACAUGAACUGAGCAAGGAAUUUUGGCCUCAUUUUAAAACGUGAUUUAUUUCUGUGCCCCGAUAAAUUUCUGUAUGCAACAAUAUAUAUUUUGAUAAAUUUGUCACUAUACGUUAACAUGAACUGUUCCAAAUUUUUUUUCAGCAUUUUAAAAUGGGAUUUACUUUGGUACCCUGAUAAAUUUCUGUAUGCAACAAUUUAUUUUCUGAUAAAUUUGUCACUACGUGCUAACAUGAACUGUGCCAAAAAAUUUUCCAGCAUUUUAAAAUGGGAUUUAUUUUGGUAUCCUGAUAAAUUUCUGUAUGCAACAAUAUAUUCUCUGAUAAGUUUGUUACGAAGUGCUAACAUGAACCAUGCCAGGAUUUUUUGCCCUCAUUUUAACACGGGAAUUAUUUCUGCGUCCUGAUAAAUUUCUGUAAGCAACAAUAUUUUCUGAAAAAUCCCUUCCAUGUUAAACUCUAAUAUUUGAAGAGAGCGCCUUGAAUCAUAUCACGGUUUAAAUUUGCUACAACCUUAAUAAGGUGUUAAAUUUAUCUAUGUAUUCAUUUAAAAUGAAUAAUAUAUUGAUUAUUCAAGUUUGUGAAGUACAAUAUGGUUACUGCAGAAGAUUCGAGCCAUGUUAAAGACUCAACGCGCUGCAAAACUUUAAGAAACGUGUCUAUUAUUAUUCAUUCAUGAAAAAAUAAUUUUAAAAAAAUAGUAUAGUUAUCUCGGUUUACGAUUAUUUAAACCAGUUUCAAUAAUCGUAAUAGAUCCAGUCAGAAAAUAGCUUUCUUUUGUCUAACCUGUGUCUUCACUACCAUUUUUGAACCAUUACCGAUGAAGGUUUUGUAAACCUUUUGCAAAUGAUAACGUAUUAAAAUUAUUAGAAGUGAGCCAUAUCUAUUCAACUAUAAUUUUGUUUAAAUAUCAAACAAAAUCCCAAUGUGUGAGGGAUUAAAAAAUCGUAAUUUACUCUAAAACUAACUACUAUCGCUCUUCUGCUACAUAUUAUAUUUCUUUGUCUUUAUAACCAGCCCAUGGGACCUACUGAAUUUACUGAUAUGGCUCUCGGAAGCAAAAAGGUGAAGAAGAACCUAUUUGAAAUGAUUAUAAAUGAUUUAUGAGAUAUGUUUUGGCCAGUUAAUUACAAUGUAUAAAUAUAAAUGAAUCUCCAUGAUACUGUUGUAAAUACAUAAUGACACGAUAUUGAAUAUUGUAAACUCUUUGAAGUAUUUAUAUUUUAAAAGCUGUGAAAAACAAAUGAGAUUAUAUUUUUAUUAAUGAAAAUAUUUUGUGAU